AUGCUAAAGGGUUCUUCCUUCCAGAGAAAAGCUAGAGUAGAAAAUACGCUUUCUUUGGAAGGGGUGAUGAUGACUCGUUUUGACAAACCGAUCGACCUUUCUUCUCCUAAUCGUCGAAGGAUUACUCAAAGUGGUGUAGCAAGAGGUCAUAGUAUGUUGUCUUCUGUUAGUCAAGCCUUGUCUGAAUCUAUGAACCCAAAGCCUUCCUUAGAAUCACCUCCAACAACAGAUCUUCAUGAGUGUCCGGUUGUUAUUGAUCCUGAAUUCAAGAAUGCCGAAGAAAAGCUAGCUUUUUCUGAUGUUGAAACUCCAGAUCCUAAUAUUUCCCUUUCCUCUACCUUGGGAGAAACUCCUAUCAUUGAAUGA
This is a messenger RNA of Lactuca saligna, 366 nucleotides long. NCBI's taxonomy places the organism in Eukaryota, Viridiplantae, Streptophyta, Magnoliopsida, Asterales, Asteraceae. The record is from the annotation of a GenBank genome assembly.